AAAAAGAAAAUGGCUGUCCCUUUCUCUCUCUUGCCCACCCUGCCCGGUUGCCUACUUUCACAUUUCAAGCCUGCCCGUUGUUGAAAAACUUUCUCUUUCACAUGCAAUAAUCUCCCACUGAUUCUCUCCUCAACCUACAGCCCCUUUGGACUGAAUUUCAGAACUGGGUUUUUGUUGCUUUUAGUCAUUUACUUAUGUUCUUGUGUUGAUCCUUUUGUUGUUUUCAUUGAAAUCUAUGAUAUUGUUCUUUUGGUUCAAUUUAUGAUGUUGGGUUUCAAAGUCUUCAAUUAUUGGAGGUGAGGUUGCUUGAAGUGGCUUUUUAUUUUUAUUUAUUUAUUUUUCAUGAAGUUUGAAACUUUGGGGAACUUUUGAGUAUGGAAACUUCUUGGUAAGAGUUUGUGGAAGAUGGGGUUUAAGAAUAAUGCAAUUCAGGCAGGGAGUUUGGAUGUGGGAAAGUCAAAGGGAAGGAUGGAGAAGGAUAGUGAUGAAAAGAAGAUUGGAUGUUGCGGUAAAUUCAGUUUAAUUGGGAGCUGCAUACCUUCAAGAUCAAAGGUUGAUAACUCCAUAAGUGGCACUAGUGCUCACAGUGUGGAAAAAACACCUGCACGUGAGAAAAGCAAAAAGGAAGCAAGUGCUCCUCCAGAGUCCUCUACAACUACUAGUAAUGCAGAAAGUAUCCCUUCCACUCCAAAAGUAAGUGAGGAGUUGAAGGUUUCUUCUCGUUUGAGAAAAUUCACAUUCAAUGAGCUUAAGUCGGCAACUAGGAAUUUCAGACCAGAGAGUCUUCUUGGCGAGGGAGGGUUUGGUUGUGUCUUCAAGGGUUGGAUUGAGGAGAAUGGAACUGCACCUGUGAAACCGGGUACUGGGCUUACCGUUGCAGUCAAGACCCUCAACCACGAUGGACUUCAGGGUCACAAAGAGUGGCUUGCUGAGUUAAAUAUUCUCGGUGAUCUUGUCCAUCAAAAUCUGGUUAAAUUGGUUGGUUUCUGUAUUGAAGAUCACCAAAGAUUGUUGGUUUAUGAGUUUAUGCCCCGUGGAAGUUUGGAGAACCAUCUCUUCAGAAAAGGGUCCUUGCCUCUUCCGUGGUCUAUCAGAAUGAAAAUUGCACUUGGUGCUGCAAAAGGUCUUAAUUUUCUCCAUGAAGAAGCUCAAAGGCCCAUAAUCUAUCGCGAUUUCAAGACAUCUAAUAUUCUACUAGAUGCGGAAUACAAUGCGAAGCUCUCUGAUUUUGGUCUUGCCAAAGAUGCUCCUGAAGGGGAAAAGACACACAUAUCAACAAGAGUUAUGGGAACAUAUGGUUAUGCAGCUCCCGAGUAUGUGAUGACUGGACAUUUGACAUCAAAAAGUGAUGUCUAUAGUUUCGGAGUAGUGCUACUUGAAAUGCUCACUGGCAGGCGAUCCAUCGAUAAGAAUAGACCAAAUGGGGAACACAAUCUUGUGGAGUGGACAAGACCUCUACUUGUAGACCGGAGGAAAUUCUUCCGAAUAAUUGAUCCUCGCCUUGAAGGUCACUUCUCUGUUAAAGGGGCUCAGAAGGCUGCCCAGCUGGCUGCUCAAUGCCUUUGCCGUGAUCCGAAAUCCAGACCUAUGAUGAGUGAAGUUGUUCAAGCUCUAAAGCCUUUGCAAAACCUCAAGGAUAUGGCUAUCUCUUCUUAUCACUUCCAGGUUGUGCGUGUAGAUCGUACCAUGUCCAUGCCAAAUUCUAAAAAUGGUAUGCAAACACAGUUAGCAUCAUCUUUAUCGAGGAAGGGUCAACCUGUAAGGAUCUUGUCUAGUCCAAAUGGUCCACAUGCUUCUCCUUAUCAUCAUUAUGUCAAGUCACCAAAACCUAGUGGAUGAGAAUCAAAGUCCACUCUCUUUAAUUUGCUUUUCUAUUCAUUCAGUUCCCUCAACUUAGACUCAUCAGCUGAACAGAAACUGUUGUGUUUUGAGAAUUGCUUUAAAACUUGAGGAAUCAUUAAAGUUUUCUGUCAUUAUAUUAUCUCAAACAAGGUGGGGGAGCCGUAAGACAGUUUACUGUUAUAUCGUGACGACCUUGUUGAUAGAAGGUGAAAAGAAAAGAAGCAUACACAGCACAGCUUUCAUGUGGGGAAUUUGAUAUAGUGAAGUUGUUAUACUUUCUCCACCUUUCCUUAGUCUUCCUUCUUUCCAGAGUGUAUUUUUGUAAAGAAAACAGGUGGUGGUGUUAACUCAUGUUUAUUCAUAGAUAUUUACAUACUCAUUCGUCAAUAUACUUUUCAGUAAAUACUUACUAAUGUAAUUAAAUGUUAUACUUGUACGAGAAACAUGCUUGAUGCUAGAGUUUGGAAUGACUUAAAAGUU
Molecule: messenger RNA, 2322 nt
Organism: Gastrolobium bilobum
Lineage: Eukaryota; Viridiplantae; Streptophyta; Magnoliopsida; Fabales; Fabaceae
Product: serine/threonine-protein kinase PBL34-like
Exons: 6
Coding region: 406-1839 (477 amino acids)
Biological process (GO): protein phosphorylation
Molecular function (GO): ATP binding; protein kinase activity
Source: RefSeq, a predicted model, not a curated record